UUCGUUAGUGAUGAACAACGAAGAAAAUGAAUGGAAAACAAGUUAGCACAAACAUAUAACCCGAAAUAUCGCCGAAUCUCGUUCCUGAGAACUGCGUUUCGGCCGAUAUUUCCCGAUAAGCCAGAAUCUAAACAAAAGCAGAAACAAAAAGUACCUGACCUGUAAUAUGAAUGCAGAAUUCACAUCACAUGUAGUAUACUAACCAUGUUUUUUCAUUUUUUUUGGCUAUUCAGUGUUGUUUAGAAAGAAAAAUUUUGGGUAAGUUUUGCUUUUAAUGGGUUUGUUGGUUUUGUCAAUCAACAAGAACUUCAAUUCGGUUACUUGAUUUUGUUCUUUCCUUUGGGAAGCUUUUGAAUUUUAUUUGUGGGUUCGGUAAAUUUUUUUAUUUGUUUAUUUUGAGCAGUGUGAGAGAAUUUAGUACCUGGUGCGAAUUCUGAUUGGAAUAUUGAGAAUUCAAUCGAGAAGAGUUGAGAAAACCCAGAAGAAUAUUGAAUCACAUCGUUUCUCUCCGUUAGGGUUUUUUUUUUUUUCCUAGAAUUAAGAUUCGUUUAGGUUUCUGAGUGUUUUAAUUCUGCUUUCGCUUGUUGAGGUUUCGAUGUUGAAAAAAUCCAAAAUUUUUCAAUCUUAAUUGUCUGGAUUUGAAAUUUUGAUUAUUAUGGCAUCUUAUAGAGCAUUUCCACCCCCACCACAAUCCUCGUUUCAGCCGCCUCCACCACUGCCGAACCAAAACCCCACGCAACCUCCACCUCCUCCACCACCACUGUCAUCGCAACAACAACCACAAAGACCAAUUCAGUUUAAUCAGAACUGGGGUUAUAAUGCCCAAAUGCCUUCCCAGCAGCAACAACAAAAUUAUCCUCCUUCAAGACCACCUCCACCACCACACCAACAAUACCCUUAUGCACAACCACCGCCGCCACCACCACCUGAGUCGUCGUACCCCCCUCCACCCCCACCUCCACCACAACAACAACAACCACAGCAGCCUCCAAUGUAUUAUCCAUCUAGCCAGUAUACACAGAAUUCUAUGUAUAAUCUGCAACUACCAAUGCAGCCAUUGCAACCACCGCUUCCUCCUCCACCACCUUCCUCUCCUCCUCCUAGCUCAUCCGCCCCACCACCACCCCCUCCUAGUUCUCCUCCACCACCACCUCCUCCAAAGGAGAUUGAUGGUGGAGGUUCUCAAUUCAAUGAUCGUGAUAAAACAGUGUCUAAGGAGGUUUCUAGGCAUGCUUCUCGUGAUAACAAGCAUUUGAGGCAGCACAAUCUUCCAGUGCCACCACAAAUGGUUAAGAAGGUUAGUGGAGGUUCAGGGAGAGUGGAGACAGAGGAGGAGAGGAGGAUAAGGAAGAAGAAGGAGUAUGAGAAGCAGAGGCAAGAGGAGAAGCAUAGGCAACAAAUGAAGGAGUCUCAGAAUGCAGUAAUGCAGAAGGCUCAGAUCAUGGCUUCUGGGAAAGGAGGCCAUGGGUCAAUUGUAGGGUCAAGAAUGGGGGAUAGGAGGGCUGCUCCAUUUUUAAGUGGUGAGAGGAUUGAGAAUAGGUUGAAAAAGCCCACAACAUUCUUGUGCAAGUUGAAAUUCCGUAAUGAGCUUCCUGACCCAAGUGCACAGCCAAAGCUUAUGGCUUUGAAGAAGGACAAAGAUCGAUUUACAAGAUACACAAUUACAUCUCUGGAGAAAAAUUACAAGCCCCAGCUGUAUGUUGAACCGGAUCUUGGGAUACCUCUUGACCUGCUUGACCUUAAUGUUUACAAUCCUCCCAAGGGUGUCAGAAUACCUCUUGCUCCAGAAGAUGAAGAGUUGUUGCGUGAUGAUGAUGUGGUUACCCCCGUAAAGAAAGAUGGUAUAAGGAAAAAAGAACGGCCAACUGAUAAAGGUGUUUCUUGGCUGGUUAAGACUCAGUAUAUUUCUCCUCUUAGCAUGGAAUCAACAAGACAGUCUUUGACUGAAAAACAAGCAAAAGAACUGAAAGAGAAGAAGGGAGGCCGUAACAUUUUAGAAAACCUUAAUGAUAGGGACAGACAGAUUAAGGACAUUGAAGCAUCAUUUGAGGCAUCAAAGCUGCGUCCCAUUCAUUCAACCAAUAAAGAUUUACAUCCUGUUAAGAUUUGGCCUCUGAUACCUGAUUCUGAGAGGUACGAUGAUCAAUUUGUUGUGGCUUUAUUUGAUGGUGUUCCAACAGCAGAUUCAGAAAUCUACAGCAAGUUGGACAAGCCUGUCCGUGAUGAGCAUGAAUCACGGGCUAUUAUGAAAAGUUAUGUGGCAACAGGCUCUGAUCCAGCUAACCCUGAUAAAUUUCUGGCAUACAUGGUCCCUUCCUUAGAUGAGCUGUCAAAGGACAUGUAUGACGAGAAUGAAGAUGUCUUAUUUUCUUGGGUUCGUGAAUAUCACUGGGAUGUGCGGGGUGAAGAUGCUGAUUAUCCAACAUCAUACCUUGUUUCCUUUGAUGAUGAAGAAGCUCGCUAUGUGCCUCUCCCCACAAAACUUAAUUUGAGAAAGAAGAGGGCCAGGGAGGGGAGAUCUAAUGAGGAUGUUGAGCAUUUUCCUGUACCUUCAAGACUGACUGUAAGGCGGCGACCAAGUGUCGCUGUGAUAGAACUGAACGAUGCUGGGGCUUAUUCAGACUCAAGGGGAACCAGCUCUAAGAUGGCAAGGUUAGAUGCCGAAGAUGGCCUGGAAAGAUCACGAAAGCUCUCACAACAUCAAGAUCUCUAUCACUCUAGUGGAGCAGAAGAUGACUUGUCUGAUUGAGGGUGAUCGCUGCUGAGGUAUCUUGGAGUAAUCAGGGUCUAGUUUUAUUUCUUUAGAUUUAGAGAGAUUAACCAGAUUCCUAGACCAGCUGCAAGAUAUAUCUGUGAGUGUUCCUUUCUUCCAAAUAGGAUACAUUUUCUGGAUUAUACACAAGGCACAAAAAUAAGUGUCACUUCAAUGAACAUAACAGAAAUCUUGGUAUGGGUUCAGUGUGAGAAUGUUCAUUUUUUGAAACAGACUAGUAUAUGUAACAAUGAAUAUAAGCUUGUUCUAUGUUCAGUUUUUCACUGUAA
This is a messenger RNA of Mangifera indica (mango), 3042 nucleotides long. RefSeq names its product protein PAF1 homolog. Gene Ontology annotation, cellular component: Cdc73/Paf1 complex. The record is from RefSeq and is a predicted model, not a curated record. The transcript is spliced from 12 exons. Gene Ontology annotation, molecular function: chromatin binding; RNA polymerase II complex binding. Gene Ontology annotation, biological process: transcription elongation by RNA polymerase II. The coding region runs from base 656 to 2749 and encodes 697 amino acids. NCBI's taxonomy places the organism in Eukaryota, Viridiplantae, Streptophyta, Magnoliopsida, Sapindales, Anacardiaceae.